This is a messenger RNA of Limulus polyphemus (Atlantic horseshoe crab), 791 nucleotides long. RefSeq names its product ataxin-2-like. The transcript has a single exon. Gene Ontology annotation, biological process: cytoplasmic stress granule assembly. The record is from RefSeq and is a predicted model, not a curated record. The annotation marks the transcript as partial. Gene Ontology annotation, molecular function: RNA binding. Gene Ontology annotation, cellular component: cytoplasmic stress granule. NCBI's taxonomy places the organism in Eukaryota, Metazoa, Arthropoda, Merostomata, Xiphosura, Limulidae.
ACUUAUGUUCUGGGUUUCAACCGCGUGUUCGCGUAUUAAGUGUGGUAAACCUGUCAGACCAAAAGGACCACAGGAAAAAAAGUGUUACAGUUGUAGGUGUGUAUUGUAACACAAGAUUCAUGCACAGUGUUGCUUCUCUUGUGGUUUGUAUUGUUCAAGUCCAGACAAAGGACGGUAGCAUAACUGAAGGAGUUUUCAAGACAUUUUCUCCCCAGAUGGAGCUAGUGCUGGAAAUGCCAUACAAAGUGGAUAAAACUCUCAGUAGUUUUAUUAACAACUUUAACACUCAAGAUUAUGCACCUGAACAACUUAUUUUUUAUCUCGAAGAUGUUGUAUUGGUUAACGCUGUGAAUGUAGACUUAGACUAUGCAACCAAAGGUAAAGGUUUCACAGACUCUUCAAUAAGAAAAUUUAAUGGCCAGAUUGUGGAGAGAGAGCUCGAGCCAUGGGAAGGACCACCAAAAGUAUUUGAUGGGACGGUCUCUCUAGAAUCAAAUGAAGAUACUAAAAAUGAAUGGGAUCCUACUGAAAUGUUUAAAACAAAUGCUGAAAAAUAUGGAGUGACAUCAACAUACGAUAGCACCUUACAAGGCUACACCGUACCUUUAGAACGAAAGAACACAGAAGAAUAUAAAAAACAAGAAACCAAAGCUGUGAAAAUAGCCCUAGAAAUAGAGAAUACUCAACAUCAUCAUGCAAGAACAGCUCUAGAAAAUGGUGAUGAAGUAGAAAGAUAUAGUGCUGUAAUAAGGCCUACAGAAGAAUCAUGCAAGAACAGCUCUAGAAAAUGA